Molecule: messenger RNA, 419 nt
Organism: Carlito syrichta (Philippine tarsier)
Lineage: Eukaryota; Metazoa; Chordata; Mammalia; Primates; Tarsiidae
Product: histone H2A type 1
Exons: 2
Coding region: 8-400 (130 amino acids)
Cellular component (GO): nucleosome
Molecular function (GO): DNA binding; protein heterodimerization activity; structural constituent of chromatin
Source: RefSeq, a predicted model, not a curated record
UGCUGACAUGUCUGGACGCGGCAAGCAAGGUGGUAAAGCUCGCGCCAAAGCCAAAACCCGCUCUUCGCGGGCUGGUCUCCAGUUCCCCGUGGGCCGUGUGCACCGCCUGCUCCGCAAGGGCAACUAUGCCGAGCGGGUCGGCGCCGGCGCGCCGGUGUACCUGGCGGCGGUGCUGGAGUACCUGACCGCCGAGAUCCUGGAGCUGGCGGGCAACGCGGCCCGCGACAACAAGAAGACGCGCAUCAUCCCGCGCCACCUGCAGCUGGCCAUCCGCAACGACGAGGAGCUCAACAAGUUGCUGGGCAAAGUCACCAUCGCGCAGGGCGGUGUUCUGCCCAACAUCCAGGCCGUGCUCUUGCCCAAGAAGACGGAGAGUCACCACAAGGCCAAGGGCAAGUAAUGUGAAAGAAAAUGUCUUC